AAACAUACCUAGUCAGGGCCGGCUGGUGUCUGCUGCAACAGAAAUAACAGUGUGCUGUGCAGCAGAUGCAGGUGUCUGUGUGGAGUCUAAACCCUUGUCUCCCUCUCAGAAGUCUUUCCCCUACGUGUCAUUGAUGCUGGGGAACGGGACUCUGUCAUAUGACCACGAUUCUGACGGACGGCACACUGAGCUGGGAGGAUGCACGGCUAUGGUGCGCAAUGCAAUCUACGACACGUCUCUCCUCGUCAGAUACUCAAAAAACCGACUCAAGCUCAUGGUGGACGUAGAUGGUAAGCAGGAAUGGAAAGACUGUGCGGACGUCACAGGAUUCAGACUUCCUCCUGGAUACUUCUUUGGAGCCUCCUCUGCCACCGGAGACCUGUCCGAUAACCAUGACAUCAUCUCCAUGAAGUUGUACCAGCUGACAAUAGAGAGGAGUCUUGAAGAGGAGCAGGAAGAAGAGGACGUGACUGUCCCCAGAGUGGACAACAUGGACCAGUUCACAGGUUGGUGCACCUAG
Molecule: messenger RNA, 520 nt
Organism: Notothenia coriiceps (black rockcod)
Lineage: Eukaryota; Metazoa; Chordata; Actinopteri; Perciformes; Nototheniidae
Product: VIP36-like protein
Exons: 3
Biological process (GO): endoplasmic reticulum to Golgi vesicle-mediated transport
Cellular component (GO): endoplasmic reticulum-Golgi intermediate compartment; COPII-coated ER to Golgi transport vesicle; Golgi membrane
Molecular function (GO): D-mannose binding
Source: RefSeq, a predicted model, not a curated record